Carassius carassius (crucian carp) is the source of this 1859-nucleotide messenger RNA. It is a transcript of the gene rragd, whose product is annotated as ras-related GTP binding D. Gene Ontology annotation, molecular function: GTP binding; GTPase activity. The record is from RefSeq and is a predicted model, not a curated record. Lineage: Eukaryota; Metazoa; Chordata; Actinopteri; Cypriniformes; Cyprinidae. Gene Ontology annotation, biological process: cellular response to starvation; positive regulation of TOR signaling; cellular response to amino acid stimulus. The coding region runs from base 281 to 1459 and encodes 392 amino acids. Gene Ontology annotation, cellular component: lysosome; Gtr1-Gtr2 GTPase complex; nucleus. The transcript is spliced from 7 exons.
GUCCAUGCAGAGCCUGUUUGUUUGGUGAAGGGAAGGGAGGCGUCUUCUGCUCUCAGUCUUCUCUCACGAAGUUCUUCUGCAGCGCAGCUCUUGGUUCUGUGAUGAUAGUGAUGAAUAGUCACAGUGUGCUGUGAUUCCUCAAGCAGGCGGGCUGCUAUGUGUGUGUCACAGAGCUAAAGAGCGAGGGGGGAGGUGAAAGUUCACCAUGGCUUGGCCAUAUCAGGUGACAAUGUGGAAAAGUUUGGCUGCCGCCUCAUAUUAAAUUUCUCAAACUCGGAGAAUGACAAGCGAACGGAAAUACAAUGAAGCGGACGGAGAAAACGAAGCGCUGUUGUUCGAUUAUUAUGACGAUGAUGAUGUUUUCGACACAUUCACUGACGGAGACUGCGGCUGUGAUGAAGGAGUGCUGGGCUUCAGUGAUCCGUUCAGCAGUGAGGUGAAACCUCGGAUCCUGCUCAUGGGCCUGAGGCGAAGCGGCAAGUCUUCCAUUCAGAAAGUUGUAUUCCACAAGAUGUCACCCAACGAGACUCUCUUCCUGGAGAGCACUAAUAAGAUUUGUCGGGAGGACGUUUCCAACAGUUCCUUUGUCAGCUUCCAAAUCUGGGACUUUCCGGGUCAGAUUGAUUUCUUCGACCCCACAUUCGACUAUGAGAUGAUAUUUCGUGGCACAGGGGCUCUCAUCUUUGUCAUAGACUCUCAGGAUGAUUAUGUGGAAGCAUUGAGUAGGCUUCACCUCACAGUGACAAGAGCCUACAAGGUCAAUCCUGACAUCAACUUCGAAGUGUUCAUCCACAAGGUGGACGGCCUUUCAGAUGACCACAAAAUUGAGAAACAGAGGGACAUACACAAACGCGCCAAUGAUGAUCUAGCCGAUGCUGGAUUAGAAAGAAUACACUUAAGCUUCUACUUGACAAGCAUCUAUGAUCAUUCAAUCUUUGAGGCCUUCAGUAAAGUUGUGCAGAAACUCAUCCCUCAACUUCCCACCCUUGAGAAUCUGCUCAACAUUUUCAUAUCUAAUUCAGGGAUUGAAAAGGCUUUUCUCUUUGAUGUGGUCAGUAAGAUCUACAUAGCAACCGAUAGCAGCCCGGUGGACAUGCAGACCUAUGAAUUGUGCUGUGACAUGAUAGAUGUGGUUAUCGACAUCUCGUGCAUCUAUGGGUUGACUGGAGAUGAGGCAGGAACUCCCUAUGAUAAAGAAUCUAUGGCCAUCAUCCACUUAAACAACACAACGGUCAUGUACCUAAAAGAAGUCACCAAAUUUCUUGCCUUGGUGUGUUUCAUCAGGGAAGAGAGUUUUGAGAGGAAAGGACUUAUCGACUACAAUUUCCACUGUUUCAAGAAAGCCAUAGAGGAAGUGUUUGACGUGCGCUUGAAAGUGCAGAGGAGUCGGAAGCUUCUGAGCCAGAGGAGGUGGAGCAGGCAGACUGUGCCAAACGGGACUCAGGUGCAUCCUCACUGAAGAGCAUUAAAAGCUCCCUGGCCUGUUAGAGUCACUCCAGGGUGAAGGCUUCACACAGACUCUGCUUGUGCUUUGAAUUUUCUUCAGGGCCAUUUCUUGCUCUUCAGCAAUCCAAAAUGGUGAUAUAGAUUCCGUUGUGCAUUAAAUAUCUUGCACGGCUAACUUAGCUGUCCAUGCAAAGUUGUACAGUAGCCUAAGCAACUUUUUUGUUAUUUUCAAUAAUAUUUUUUUUACUCAAAAUCAAUCAACUGUGCUUCAAUUUCUGGCAAAAUAUAUGGUAAAAGCCAUUUCCAAAGUACAAGUGCAAGCUCAUACAAUACUUUUGUCGCGUUUUUACAGUAGGGCACAAACAUCUCAUUUAACUUCAGAAUGCACUGUAGAACUAAAAAGUAUUUUAUUU